CUGGAAGGCCGGGUAGUCCAGCCAGCUCGGAAGACCAGUUGAAUGGCUUCUCCAUCUUGACCGUUCAACCCGAUCCAAAGAGCCUCAUUCUGAAUUGGGUGAGUGCGGGUGAAGAUGCGAAAGCAGCAAGCUAUCGAUCAAUUUCCAGGAUUAACAUUCUAUUUCCUCGUCCUUUCCAAAACAGCACAAUAUCUGAACUUUCAACUCGAGGGGCAAAUAUUGGUUAGCCAGCUGGAUGCUAGGUCCCUCACUUUAAUACUUUUGUUCUAAUAAAAAAUUGUAACUAUAAAUAAAAGAAAAAUUAUUAUAAAAUUAUUAAAAAUAAAUUACUAGCUGAUUUUAAAUGCCUUGUUGAUGAACACAGCCUGGUUUGAAUCUUUCUUAUAUUUGCGAAUGCUUUCCAACUUAAGUUAAUUUCGUUAUCCAAAGGUGUUUGCAAUGACUCACUCGAGGCUUGUACUUUGUGCACCCCCAAGAAGUCGUGAGUUAAAGUUUUCGAUAUGGAGACUUUGCUAUACAUUGGUUGACCAGUGCAAUUCUGUCCUGUAGGGUCGCCUUAUUGGAACAGCUGACGGCAAUGAGCUCUGGACGCCCGCUGUAUUGCUGCCUGUACAAGAUGCAGAAUUCGGCGCAGAACAUGUCAAAAAGGCUUUCGAAGACUUUGAUCGUCAAGACGAUGUCUUCUCAGACGAUUUCACCGCAACUCUUAUUUUGAGAUCCGACCAAAACAUCAACAUCGAUGAUGUCGCUGCCCGACUAGUAGAAAGUGGUAGUUUUCGCAACAUCUACUCAAAUGAGCUAAUUGACGAUAGCCUUCCUCUGGCCCCAGGGCCCUACUUUAUUCAAGGCAAGUCACUUCAUCAGGCUUGGAAGCUUUACGAAGACGAUUUUGACGCUUUUGUCAUUCCCACCAUUCUCGACGAUGUUUUCAAUCCAAAAAGGUCAGCCAAUUUAACGCUCUAUUCAGUCCUGCCAUUUUAUACUAAUCCAUUAUUACAAUCAGAUUCUGCGUACUUCAAGCGGUCUCAGAUCAUGGCUCUUUCAGAAGCAUUGCUGUCGCAAGUCGGCUUUAUUCGAGUCCAACCGAAGAAAAACCUCUUGCCGGCGUCCGUGUGAGCAUUAAAGACAACUACGACUUGAAUGGAAUUCGAACCACCAUGAUGAACAGAGCCUAAAAUGAGCUAUAUCCACCCCGCAAUACCUCUGCAGACUAUGCCAUCAAGCUCAUAGAGCUUGGUGCUAUAAUUGUGGGCAAGACGAAGAUGUCUGCCUUCGCAUCUGCAGAGGAGCCAACCGAUCAAUGGGUCGAUUACCAUUGCCCCUUUAACCCACGGGGUGAUAAGUAUCAAACGCCGUCAUAAAGCUCUACUGGUGCUGGUGCGGCGCUUGCGGGAUAUCCCUGGCUCGACCAUUCAAUCGGAAGUGAUAGUAAGUGAUUCUGAGUCCGAAUAGAGAGAUUUGCUUACACCCACAAAGCUUCUGGUAGCAUACGUCUUCCUGCGGCCUGGAACGGUCUUUUUGGUCUCAGAACUUCUUAUGGUGUUACCUCACGACGAGGUAUCGUCCCGAGCUGCAAGUAUGUGUGCGAAGUCAAAUCACAGAAUCACAAUUGAUCUAAUAGUUUGGAAUAGCGAGUUUGACACAGUCGGGACGCUGCAUAGGAGCCUAAAGGAUGCAAAACAUCUUAUUACCGCCACCUUGGAUGUUCCUGACUCGUCCGAAGUAGAACGAUCUACCCCAUCCAUUCAUCGUCCAUGCUCUGACUUAUACAGUUUCCUAAACGUCUUCUCUAUCCUUUGGACUUCUUCCCACAGGCAGACGCUGAACAACAGGGCACGUGUAAGGCUUUCAUUGCUAUAGUUGAGAGAUUUCUUAGUGUCGAGCGAAUUCCUAUCAGCAUCGCCGACACAUGGGCAUCCAACCCUCCCCAGGAAGCAGGGAAGAAGUUGCUGCAGGAAUACCUCGAGAUGGUAUUUCGCAUGCCUUAACUUUUGGUCACCAUAAACUAACUUGCGCAGAGCGCAGUGUGGCCUAUGUACUAUGACACAUACCAUACCUUUGACGAUUUUCGACAAGACUAUCUUGCAAAAUUCGGCAAGGAGGCUUUUGUGGGACCGUACAUGCGGAAGCGAUGGUAAGUAUCAAGACAAGUAGCCAUAGCGACACACAAACUAAUAGGAGCAUCGCUGUGCCUUUUACCAAAGAAGAACGCGCCCGAGGGGUGACCGAAAUGAAGAUCUUCAGAACGUGAUUCGAAGAACACAUUAUGGGGCAAGACAGUGAAACUUUAACUAACGCAAUAAUGAUUAUGCCGUUUGGCGCAGCCACCCCAAAGUAUAGGGAUGACACAAAUAAGUACGCACUUCUUGUGGUUUCUCUGGCGCCGUCCUAACUACAAAAAGGCUUCCUAGCAUUUUCGGAUCAUUUUCCGUCUUCUAUCUGCCUGGAGUACUACAACUACCACAGCUUAUUAUACCUGGUAAGUUACUGGCUCUCGUCUUCCGAGUUGUUUAUUUCGCUUAUACUCCGUUCAUCAGUGGGACAAAAGCCAUACAACUCGCGCAUCAGCGGGUUGAAAGAGUAUAUGCCCAUCGUUAGUAGUUUCAUGGGCGCGAAAGACAGUGACGUGAUGCUUAUCAAUCUGGCGGAGGCGGUGCUUAAAAAUGCUGAAUGGCCUACAGAAGUUCAGACAGGUCGUGAGGCUUUCGAAGUUGGAAAUAAUUUGUGUAAUGUAUUGCAACAAUGCUGUUAAGUAGUUGAAUGAAAUUGAGUCCAUGUAUUAAAAUUCCAGUCACGCCAGAUAAUAAAGUACGAUUACGAGUACCAAAUCCUGCGCUAAAUUAUAUUCAACUGUUUUAUCAAUCCUAGAAGAUUCUCAUCUGUGCUACUACAUGCUACCCGAUAAUAACGCAGUG
This is a messenger RNA of Sclerotinia trifoliorum, 2915 nucleotides long. The record is from the annotation of a GenBank genome assembly. NCBI's taxonomy places the organism in Eukaryota, Fungi, Ascomycota, Leotiomycetes, Helotiales, Sclerotiniaceae.